Coniophora puteana RWD-64-598 SS2 is the source of this 1950-nucleotide messenger RNA. RefSeq lists its product as uncharacterized. The record is from RefSeq and is a predicted model, not a curated record. Lineage: Eukaryota; Fungi; Basidiomycota; Agaricomycetes; Boletales; Coniophoraceae. The coding region runs from base 1 to 1950 and encodes 649 amino acids. The transcript is spliced from 5 exons.
AUGGAGGAUACGCCCAAGUUCCUACAGUCCGUCAAACGCACCCCUGAACCCAAACGAUCUGUGUUACUCCGUAAUGCCUUCUCAAGACUAGUUGAUGCCCGGGCGGACCCCAUUUUCGUUAAAGACUUUGUCAAUGCCAUUUGGGAUGAGUUUAACAAUGAUCUCCAAGAGCUAGAGCGUCGAAGACCACCUCCCAUGUCUGCAGACAAGCUCGAAACCAGUUUCAGUCCAUUCGCCCAUGCAUGUCUGAGCGCAGGUCUAGUCAAAGCAAUGGUCUCCAUCGCACGAAAUGGGUGGUAUGAAAUGAUCUGGACACAAACGAACACAUUAGCCCAUAACGAUGCCCUGGAUAGCCUCUCGGUGCUGAUGCGAACCGGAAACGCAGCUGAACGUGGCGACCUACUGGAUGAGAUGCUGAAAGAGGGCAUUGUGGAGGUGUGCCUACGAAACUUGCAGAACUAUCGAGUGCAUUGCGUGCAUCAAGCGGCCAUACACUGCCUGCAUACACUCACGACCGAGUCUUUUUUGGGUAACAGAGUCUCACCUGCGACGGCGGCCACCAUCAUCGAAGCGUUACAUGCAGAUUUUGCAGAGAUGUACAUGGAUUCUACGACAAAAGAGGAGGCCGUGUGGACUGUGCAUGACCUCAUUUGUACAUCUCCCUAUCAGCCACGCGCAGUUACCCUUGACAUACUCAGGAAGAAACCUCAAAUCUUUGACCUUCUUCUAGAUUGCGCAAUCCUGGACCGCCCCGAGUGCUUUCCGGAGAGCGGCGUUAACUCUAUAACCUGCGAGAUGCUAGCUUUGAUAUUCCACUGGCCUUUUCACGUCGUACCGGGUGUUGCUCAGACAAUGGAUAGCUCCUUCCAAGCGCAGGAUUGGAAGGCUAUGUGGCAAGCAAUGUCGAUUCUGACGUCGCGUCAGGACUGGGUUGACAAACUUGUCGAAGUAUGGAUGCACGUACUGGAAGAGGACGUGCAGAAGCUUUACAGGCAGGAUAAAUGUGUCAUCCUUUCCGUGCCCAAACUGACGGUCCUUGACAGCGUGUUCUCGCAGCAUGGUCUCCCUGGAAAGGAUUUUGCUCCAUACGGCCCAUCAGCGAGAACUACACUGAUUCCCGACUGUCGUGGCAUAUGCAGGAUAUCUAUGUUGAGACUGAUCGCUACUUUGACCCACGCAGCAGAGACGUGUGGUAUCACCAACGCACAGAUAGAAUCCUUUCUCCAUAUCGCCUACCACGCGUGUCGCAAAGUCAAGUCCCUUGACGACUGCACCGGCGAAGAGGAUACCUUUACCACAAUGGAACACCAGCGAGACAUUUUUCGCGCCCCUAUGUGGCGUUCAAACAUGAAGGUCAACGUCGAUAUACCCUACGCAAUUGCAUCCGAGAGCAUACUUGGGCCAACCGCCCUCCUCCGGCUGUACGUUGUUCUCGCGCGGAGAAGCGCCCUAACCAACAUACAGACGCUACCCAAGGCGCCCGACGGUCUUUCCUCGUCGACAUCACUCCGCCAAAUCCAGCAAAUCACCCAUCCCGACGUCAUCCGCAGAGUCAUCAGAAUCUCGCAUCGGCGCCUUCGUGACAUCUUGGACCGAGCGCGUGACCGCGCUGCCAGCAGCAGCGAGCUAGCGGACGCAGGUUGGAAAUGGGCGUGUGCUGGGUUCACUAACGGCGCAGAGUUGGCGGCGGCAUUGGUCGCACUGGACGUGCACACAGGCGGCGUGUAUUCAGCUACGAUUCGCGGGGCGCGGAAGCAACUAGUGAUUGCUCUGGGGAACGCGUCGCAGAUGGGGCUCAAUCUCAAACAGUACAAGCGGGCACUUCACUUCGGACUAGGUGCAAUCAAUGCCGCGGAGAACAUCCCACCAGGAGAGGGAUUGGGUCUAGGUAUCACGGAGAAAAACGAGCGAAGAGUAAAGUGCGCUAAGGCUGGGCUCGGGAUCCAGUAG